AUGGACUUGGAUCAUGCCUUGAAGUAUGAAAAGCCUUUGAGACUAGAUGAUGGCUUAGAUAAUAAGAAGCCAAAAGAAAGAUAUGAAUUAUGGGAGCGGAAUAACCGUUUAUCUCUUCUGCUUAUACAACAAAAGAUUACUAGAAGCAUUCGAGGAGCAAUCCCUAAAUGCGAGACGGCCAAAGAAUACCUGGAAGCUUUGGAUAAGCAGUUCAAUCCAAUGGAGAUGUGUGGUUCCAUUAUGCUUGAAUUAUGUGUUAUUAGGCUUAUAAGUAUUGGUGGUGUGAGGCAACAUAUAAUAAAAAUGAGAGACCUAGCCUCUCAAUUGAAAUCCUUCGAAAUGGAACCUACCGAGCAAUUCCUAGUGCAAUUGAUCUUGAACUCACUUCUUGCUCAAUAUGAAGCUUUCAAGGUCUCGUACAACACGCAUAAUGAGAAAUGGUUAGUGGAUGAACUACUGUUCAUGUGUGUUCAAGAAGAGAGUAGAUUGCUGAUAAGUGUACUAAAAGAAGUGUCAUUGAUGAGAAUUCUGUUAGCUUGUGGCAUAGGAGGUUGGGACAUAUCUCCGUUGAAAGAAUCAGAAGUUUAA
Neltuma alba is the source of this 588-nucleotide messenger RNA. RefSeq lists its product as uncharacterized. The transcript is spliced from 2 exons. The record is from RefSeq and is a predicted model, not a curated record. NCBI's taxonomy places the organism in Eukaryota, Viridiplantae, Streptophyta, Magnoliopsida, Fabales, Fabaceae. The coding region runs from base 1 to 588 and encodes 195 amino acids.